Salmo salar (Atlantic salmon) is the source of this 5045-nucleotide messenger RNA. The record is from RefSeq and is a predicted model, not a curated record. Lineage: Eukaryota; Metazoa; Chordata; Actinopteri; Salmoniformes; Salmonidae.
GAACUAGUCUUCUGAAAAAUGUUCUCCAUAAUUUACUUAACUAUUCAUCUCAAUUAAUGAGCGUAGCAGGGUCGUUCCACCAAUUCCUUUUGAGAAGUUGGUCCAAAAAAACAGUUAACUUUAUUUAAUCUAAUUGAAACAUUCUGUCAUAAAGAGAACAUGUUCAACUACUUCAUAAAAAAACAUGUUUUCCCAUCUCAAGAGGUUAAAUGAAAAAAUUACUAUCGUAAGUGCCAAAUUUAGUAGCAGGGUUGACCGUAAAGGGUUGACGAUUUCCUCUUAACUCAACCAUAAAUCCCCCUUUUUCACCCCAAAAAUGAAAUUGUUAAAACAUUUCUAGCCUAUCUAUCUAUGGGUAACAGGUUUUACGUGUUUUCCACCACAAAACACCAGCAAAUGGUCAAAAAGAGUAGAACAAGCUUUUACACUAUGGUUUGACUAUUCAAUGUUCCAUUUCUUUCAAAAAAUGUUUUAAGGAAAUGUUUCACAUAACAGGUCUGACCUUAAAAUGAGGGAAAGAUGUCAAUUAAUCACAUUAAAUAAAAAUUAAUCUUCAGAAAUGACUUUGUCAAAGCAACAACAUAACUAGGGCUGUCCAAUUACGGUGAAAACUUGGAGGAAUUUUGGGGUUGAGUUAGUUAAAAUCUGCAGAGGGUACACGGAGGGACAUGCUGAAUUUUGGCACUUUAGCAAGUCUUUACAUAAAUAAUUAGAUUAAAUUCUCCAUGUAGUUUUUAUUGAAGGGCACUUUAUUUAAUAUAACAGGCUUUUAAUAUUCAAUAUUGGUGCACAAUUUCUGCUUAAAAUAUCAAAAGGUACCCAUUUCGUGGAACAAUGCCGCAGUGCUGAUUGGGAUCAGGUCCCCAGUCCAUGUUAUUCAUGAUGAUCUCGUAUAUAAUAAGAGUCUACCAAGCACACCCAAAACCAAUAAGUAAAGUGUGCUGGAGGCAAAAUAUGAAACUGGAAAAACAGGAAAAAGUCUAUGCACACCUCAAGUCAGAUGCAAAUGUAUUUUAAUAGUAGGUAAGCUUUCGAUCAGUCGACCUUCAUCAGAGCAUAUCUCCACAAAAUAUUCUGAUCUAAAAAGCUAAACUGAUCUUAGAUCAGCACUCCCACUCUGAAAUUAUUGACUAGUGGCCAAGAUCAGUGCUUAUCGUGAUGUUAUGCCUCUCUCACUGUUUCAUCUGUAGAAUCCAGGAAGCAGCCGCCCAUGUUUUUCGACCGCCAGGCAUCUUCCACUAGAGAGAGCUACCGCAUCAGUGCCUCAGUGCCCAGGAGUGUCCACACCACCAGCCAAAGGAGUGGCAGGUCCCUCCCACAGGUUGGGUCCAUAGGCAGGAGAAAGCAUGCUUGGCACACCUACAAAGCCAGCUCCUCUGAUGAGGAAGACUCCUCUGAUGAGGAAGACACAGAGCAAGAAGCCAAGAACAGGUGUCUGCCUCUGAAUUUGCGCAAAGAGGGCAUUUGGGGAAUCCAUAAGGACAGAAUGAAGAUGGGUGCGAGUCUUGCGGAUGUCGACCCCAUGGCGAUUGACCAGUCGGUGCGCUUUGACACCGUUGGCGGUCUGACAAGCCACAUUUCCGCCCUGAAGGAGAUGGUAGUCUUCCCUCUGCUCUACCCAGAGGUGUUUGAGAAAUUCAGGAUCCAGCCCCCAAGGGGCUGCCUGUUCUACGGUCCCCCUGGUACGGGGAAGACCCUGGUGGCCAGAGCGCUGGCCAACGAGUGCAGCCAGGGGGAGAGGAAGGUGGCCUUCUUCAUGAGGAAGGGGGCCGACUGCUUGAGCAAGUGGGUGGGAGAGUCGGAACGCCAGCUCAGGCUGCUCUUUGACCAGGCUUACCAGAUGCGGCCAGCCAUUAUCUUCUUUGACGAGAUCGAUGGGUUGGCUCCGGUUCGCUCCAGUCGUCAAGACCAGAUCCACAGUUCCAUCGUGUCCACCCUGCUGGCCCUAAUGGAUGGCCUGGAUAGCCGAGGAGAAGUGGUGGUGAUCGGAGCCACCAACCGACUGGACUCCAUCGACCCCGCCCUCAGACGCCCCGGACGCUUCGACAGGGAGUUUCUCUUUGGCCUCCCUGAUCGCGAGUCCCGGAAAGAUAUCCUGAAGAUACACACCAGACAGUGGAAUCCUACACCAUCCGAUCCUUUCCUGGAAGAAUUGGCUGAUAAAUGUGUCGGCUACUGCGGCGCCGACAUCAAGGCGGUGUGCGCCGAGGCGGCCCUGUGCGCUCUGCGCCGGCGCUACCCCCAGAUCUACGGCACGUCCCAAAAGCUCCUGCUGGACGUGGGCUCCAUCAACAUCAACAGCCGGGACUUUGUGGCCGCCAUGAGGAAGAUGGUGCCAGCCUCCCAGAGGGCUGUGUCGUCCCCUGCCAAGGCCCUGACCCCUGUGGUUACGCCCCUGCUGGGCCCUGCCCUCACCAACGUGUUGGACGCAGUGCAGAAGCUCUUCCCCCACGCCGAACAGGGCCUCAAGAGGAAGAGGGAUGCAGAUCUGACAGACAGCAUUCUGGAGGAUGAAAUCAUGUACAGUGGGGACGAGGGCCCCUCGUCCAAUAAUUCCAUCACCAAACAGACCACCACCAAAGGGAGCUUCCUCCAUUUUGCCAGGAGUGCGAUCUGCCACCCCACCACCUACCGGCCCAGGCUGCUGCUGGCUGGGCGUCCCGGGGCGGGUCAGAGCUCCCACCUGGCCCCCGCCGUGCUCCAUGCCCUGGAGAAGUUCACCGUCUACACCCUGGACAUGGCUGUGCUGUUUGGAGUCAGCUGUACCUCACCCGAGGAGGCCUGUGCACAGGUGUUCUGCGAGGCCAAGCGGACCUCCCCCAGCAUAAUGUACAUCCCCCACAUCCAGCAGUGGUGGGAGACGGUGGGCUCGGCCCUGAAGGCCACCUUUCUCAGCCUGCUGCAGGACAUCCCCUCCUUCUCCCCCAUCAUGCUGCUGGCCACCAGCAACGUGUCUCACCACGACCUGGCCGACGAGAUCCAGACUCUGUUCCGGAUGGAGUAUGGAGAGGUUCACUCUAUCCAAAUUCCCAACCAGCAGGAGAGAAGGAAGUUCUUUGAGAAUCUCAUCCUUAGCCAGACUGCCAAGGCACCCGCAUCCAAGAAGAAAGCCUUGAUGCAUGCCAUGGAGGUGCUCCCCCUUGCCCCCCCUCCUCCCCCUAGGCAGAUGAGUGAGAGGGAGCGUCUGCGUCUGGAGGAGCAGGAGGAGGACACACUCAGGGAGCUGAGGCUGUUCCUGCGCAAUGUCACUGACCGCCUCUCCCAGGACAAACGCUUCAAGGCCUUCACUAAGCCUGUGGACAUCGAAGAGGUUCCUGACUAUAUUAAGGUGAUCAGGCAUCCCAUGGACCUCUCCACUGUACUGUCCAAGGUCGACCUCCACAAGUACAUGACCGUCAGGGAGUUUGUCAACGAUGUGGACCUGAUCUGGAAGAACGCCCUGGAGUACAACCCUGACAGCGACCCAUCUGAUCGUCAGAUUCGUCACCGGGCUUGUGCCCUGAAGGACACGACCCACGCCAUCAUCCGCGACGAACUAGACGAGGACUUUAACAGAAUCUGUGAGCAGAUCAGAGAGUCGCGCAACAAGAGAGGGUGCACGUCAUCAAAGUUUGCCCCCUCCUACUACCAGACCUUGCCCAGAGAGGAAGGAUUUGCCGAGUCCAAGAGGCUAGGCGGUAACACUGGCAAAGACGCCAGCACCCCGUUCACUGCCAACACCCCACGGCCCGCACCCUGUCCUCUAGCCCGUAAAAAGAAACCGCCCAAAACACGAUGCGAAAGCAAAUGGAGCUCCGGCAUCAUGAAGAAGAAUAAAAAGAAACCUACUUCUUCCUUUUCUUCGAACAAGGAGAUCACAAACUCAGGGGAGGAAGAAGCGGAUGUGAGUGAUGGCAUAGAGGAGGGCGAAGAGAAACAAGCUAAGGCUUUGGAGACUAUUCUAGAGAACUCCCCUAUGGAGUGUACCUCAGAGAAGACCACUAAGCCUGCAGAGGAUGUGGAAGAGGCCUGUGUUGCAGAGCAGCCCACCACCACUCCAAUCCCCAAUGGUGACUGGCAACAGCAAGCUCCAGACCCCACAGAUGACUCACACCAGCCAGGCCUCACACAGGUCCAAUCUGGGAUCCAAGCCAGUCCAGUGGUGGCAGUCAAUGGAGACAACUACCAGCCUGCCAGCCCUCCAGUGGAACGUGACCCAAGUCCAGUCAAUAACACCCCUACAAAGGAGGUAGAUCAGGGGGAGAAACACACCUCAGAGACCAAAGAGCCUGAAAGGUUGGAGGAUGACUGGGACAUAGUGAGGCGUGUGACCCGUGCCACCAGGACUCUGGUGCAGCAGCAGCAGUUGAUCGACGUGGACAAGGCCCUGGAGAUCCUGACCCAGAAGACCCCUCAGCUGGUCGUGGACCACGACAAACUCAAGGAAUUGCUCAGAAGAGUUGUGUCCAAGACUGAGGGCUAUGAGGUGCAUCAGCUGGAGAAGCUGUAUGCGUUGUUGUGUCAGAGCAUCUACAGACACCGCAACAACUUUGAUAAGACAGAGCUCUUACAGGAAAUGAAGAGAGAAAUCGACAACUUUUCCUAACUUCUUCGCUUGAUAUUUUCCAUAUUGUAAUAAAAUGAUGCAUUUCGAGAUUUUCUCUUUUUUACUUAUUACAAUGGGCCUAAUCAUGCAUUACAUUGGUCAGAAAUGUGGUUACCAUAAUUUAUAGUAUUUCAGAGGCACGGACUUGAUUCAGAAUUGACUUGAGACUUGUAUAUUUUUCUUACUUGUGACUGACUCUAACACAGUGUGUAUUUUUAUGUAUGCAUUUGAAAUAUGUCUGAAAUCAGUCACAGACAGUAUGUGCGCAUAUGCUGAGGUUCACUUCAUGCUCUUACAGUGUGGGGGCCACGGGACUAAAACAGUGGAGAAGUUGAAACUCGCGCUUCAACACUCUUAGUUGUUUUGGAAAUUGACCCACUUUGCGGUUUACUUUCUGCAUCUAUGUCAUAUCACUGAGUCUACCUUUUUAAUUGCAUAUUAUUAAAGUAUUUAUAUCUUU